Messenger RNA from Macrobrachium nipponense, 2036 nucleotides. RefSeq lists its product as uncharacterized. NCBI's taxonomy places the organism in Eukaryota, Metazoa, Arthropoda, Malacostraca, Decapoda, Palaemonidae. Gene Ontology annotation, cellular component: SCF ubiquitin ligase complex. The transcript is spliced from 4 exons. Gene Ontology annotation, biological process: SCF-dependent proteasomal ubiquitin-dependent protein catabolic process. The coding region runs from base 325 to 1950 and encodes 541 amino acids. The record is from RefSeq and is a predicted model, not a curated record.
GAUGAAAAUAACUGUAAAUAUUUAGUACAAGACACAAACAUAAAAAAGUUUGGAGGCGCCGUUGAAAAGGAUAAAAUCUCCGCACAACUAGGUUGAAUUACUACUACAAGUAGUUAUUAUUGGUGACGUUCUUUGAUGUCCAGAAAAUACAAAGAGCUACACAAAACAGGAAACUUCAAAAUAACAAUCCACUGAACUGGUAGAUGUUAGAGAUGAGUGAUUGUACACUAUACUCAAUUUAACAUGAAAUUAUAAUGAACUGAUCUCUGGAUAUGUUAAGAUAAUGUGAUAAUAGGAAGAAACGAAUCUUCAAAAGAAGUGAACAUGCCACCAUUUAAACAAGUAUUAGGAUUACAAGAAACUGCACUAAAUCAUGUGUCACUCAUUCUUCGGAAACUCUGCUGUGAUUGCACGAUUUUUAAAAAGGAUAUCAAAUUUGUGGUAGAUUAUUUUGAUAUCCUUUUACCCCCUCAAAUUCAGUCUGCGAUAUGUGAAAGGUUUUUACAAGACUCUCAUAGGAUCAUAUACAAGGAGAUGUUGAAUGAGAAGUAUUUAUACCUGUGUACAGAACUUCAUGCAGAAUACCUUUGGAUAAUUGAUUGUCAGAAAUUAAUGCCAUCUGUUUUAGGAGAACUAGAUGGGAAGCAGUUGAAAUCCCUGAAGAUGAAUUAUGCUCCUGGGCAAUACGAUGGAGGUGAAGAAUAUGCUGAACUUGAAUCUUCCAGAGAAGGGCCAAUUCAUCUGUAUAGAUUUCUGUCAACCCUAGUGAACCUAAGAAGCUUGAAAUGUUCACAGCUUUGUAAUAACUCUAUGCUGAAAAUUCUAUCCAAACAUUGCCCCAGUUUGGAGGAAAUCAGCAUUGAUAUGUGCUCAGGAGUAGAUGAUGAUGGUUUGUUUUAUCUUUGUGGGUUUGUUCCAUCUGAAGACUGUUUUGGGGAUAUCAGAAGUGGUGCUGUAGUACCUUCCAAGUCAGGAUGUAGGAAACUGAAGAAAGUUCACUUGGAGUAUACAUGUGCUGGGACUCAUGGCACUGCUGUACUCUUGUAUUUAUGUCCAGACUUGGAAGAACUUUUGGUAACUCCAGAUGUCAAUUUUGGUGAUGUUUUUUAUUUACUCCAUGGAACUAAUCCAGAAAGGCAUGAAGAUGUGAAAGUAAAGUAUCAGUUGAAAGUACUGAAAAGUUACAUGGAACUUGAUGAAGAUGUAUUGUCUCUUAUAGCAAAAACUUGUCCACAUCUAAAGGCUAUUACUUUGAGGUGCAAUGGAGUUGAAAGAAAAGACAGAAAUAUACUUGCUAAUUUAUUAGGACUACCUAUUGAAACUCUGGAUGUUAUGAAUUGUAGUAUGCCAGCAUUACUCUGGUAUCUAGAAAUUUGUGGCAAGAAUAUUGAAUCGCUAACCAUUGAACAUCUCUCCAUGGCUCCAAUGAGUUUGAUAUUCACAAGAACUCAUUUGCAGAAUAUAAUAAGAACUUGUCCUAAUUUAAGGAAAUUUACCUUGAAACUUAAUAAUAACCCAAUUCAGCCAGACUUGCCUUACUCCUCUUUUGGCUCAGAUUUACUCUAUUUCACUAAUUUAACUCACUUGAAUCUGGAGGGGUUAUCUAUAUCUGUAGAGGAUUUGUCAAUUUUCCUUACAAAAUGCAGUGGUUUAAUGGAACUGCACAUCCUGAUUUUAAAUCUUGAAAUUUUAGAAGAUAAUGUCUUGUAUGAUUUUUUGACAUCUGGCUGUUUGAAGAAUCUUAGGUACCUCUUCCUUUAUCGACCACUCUUAACCAUAAGUGGUUUGAAGAGGCUGAUUAAAUAUUGUCCAAAGUUGCACUCAGUAGGACCACUGUCAUCUUGGUCAAUUUCUGAAAAAGAAAGAGAAAAUUUUAUUAAGGAAAUCAGAAUAAACAACUGGGAUCUGAAUGUGUCAAGUACUGAAAUGUUAAGUAUGUUCCAUAUUUGAAGCCAGACUUUUAUUACUGAAGAAAAUUUUUGCUAACAUUGUACAGUGAUGUAUUUAGUUUUUUAAAUAAAACUUUUAUGAGCCUU